This is a messenger RNA of Camelina sativa (false flax), 855 nucleotides long. RefSeq lists its product as uncharacterized. Lineage: Eukaryota; Viridiplantae; Streptophyta; Magnoliopsida; Brassicales; Brassicaceae. The record is from RefSeq and is a predicted model, not a curated record.
AAAAUUAGCGACAAAUUAAUACCAAUAUUUAAUGUGAUUAAGGAAGAAGAAUAUUAAGCAAACCAUUAACUCCAAUAAUUCACAAGACAAGUGUCUUCUAGCUAGAGUCCACACCUUCCAACUAAGCUCUUUCCAAAAAACUUAUCUUAAUUUACUUUCUUUAUGUCGUUCAAAUAAAGAACAGUUCUUUCAUCAAGAAAGGUAAAACAUAACAAAAAAAUAAAACAUGAACACAAACGAUCAUGGCCUUCCCCUCUUGAGCUUAUUCUUCAUCUUUUCUCUUCUUUACUUCCCUUACUUGACCAUAUCCGAGACGCCGUGUCCGUACCCUUGUUAUCCGACGCCACCUAUUGGUGGUGGCUCAUCCACACCCUCCGUAACUCAACCACCACCAUAUCCUCCUCCAGCCGUUAACUACCCUUCUCCAGCUGGGAAUUUACCAAAUUACCCUCCUCCGGCCGGGAAUAUACCAAACUACCCUUCACCACCUUACGGUGGCGGAGACGGUAGUGGCAGCAGCUUCUAUGGUCCUCCACCGCCAGACGCUAUCUUGCCGUACUUCCCUUACUACUUCAGAAAACCUCCUCACCAAACGGACCAAACGUCGUCCUCUUCACUCUUGGCGGUUCCAGGGAAAUUGACGGUGAGGGUGGUAGCCGUGGUAACUUUUCAGUUGGUUGGAGUGCUCGGUAACAUUUUGUUUAUAACUUAGUUCGUAUGUAAUUCUUGUGAAAGUAUUUUUAUAUGUUUUGUGUAAGAAAUAUUGUAAUACUUUAGGAUAUACUACUCCGAAAGAAAAAGAAAUGUUGAUUUAGGAGGGCUAAGAAAUUUAUCCAUAGUACAAUAUUUCUUUUA